This is a messenger RNA of Suncus etruscus (white-toothed pygmy shrew), 1929 nucleotides long. RefSeq names its product TBC1 domain family member 19 (gene TBC1D19). The record is from RefSeq and is a predicted model, not a curated record. The transcript has 21 exons. Lineage: Eukaryota; Metazoa; Chordata; Mammalia; Eulipotyphla; Soricidae. Bases 1 to 1581 code for a protein of 526 amino acids.
AUGCCCGGCCAUGUGUGUGCAUCUAACUGCCUGCUGGUUGUUAAGUUGUUACCCACCGCAGAGUUAUUGCUCCCAGCUUCUGCCCUUGUUAACUGCAAGGCCAGUCUCCAGAGACCUGAGAUUAAACUUGAAUCACUAAAAGAAGAUAUUAAGGAAUUCUUUAAAAUAUCAGGUUGGGAGAAGAAGCUUCAGAAUGCUGUUUAUAGUGAACUGAGUGUGUUUCCUAUACCUAGUCAUCCUGCUGCGCCUCCUGAACAUCUUAAAGAACCUUUGGUGUACAUGAGAAAAGCACAGGGAAGUUGGGAAAAAAGAAUUUUGAAGAGUUUAAAUAGUAUGUGCACAGAACUGAGUAUCCCCUUGGCACGAAAGAGGCCAGUAAUGGAACAGAAAGAACUUCUCAAUAAAUGGAAUGAAAUGGGAACUGAUGAACCAGAUUUAAGCCUCUUCAGACCUGUUUAUGCACCUAAGGAUUUUCUUGAGGUAUUAAUUAAUCUUCGCAACCCAAAUUAUGAAAAUGGUGAUUCUCUUAGUUUCAGGACUCAUUUGGGUUUAAUUCAAGUUCCUCUGAAAGUAAAAGAUAUCCCUGAAUUGAAAGAAUUCUUUGCAGAACUCGGCUUAAACACAGGACAACUGGGUAUUGAUGAUUCGACACACGUGCCUCCUGAACUUUUUGAAAAUGAGCAUGUACGUAUUGGGCAGAAAGUUCUAGUGGAACAAGAUAGCGCUGCUGCCCAACAGUACAUCAGACAAGGAAGCCCCACAGCUCUGAGGGCCGAAUUGUGGGCACUCAUUUUGAACAUCUCAAGCCAGCCUGAGGAUAUAUUAUAUUAUGAGCAGCUUAAAACCAACGUGAUACAACAUGACCUUUUGGUGGACAAUUUAAUUUAUAAAGAUGUGAAGUUGACCGCAAGCAAUGAUGAUUAUUAUUUUGUUUUUGAAGAUUAUUUAUAUCAGGUAUUACUUUGUUUUUCCCGAGAUACAUCUGUGUUGACUCACUUUGCGUACAACAGUGCCUCACCACCGAAAUCAUACAUCAGAGGAAAACUAGGUCUAGAAGAGUAUGCUGUCUUUUACCCACCAAACGGUGUGAUCCCUUUUCAUGGAUUUUCAAUGUAUGUUGCACCACUUUGUUUUCUAUACCACGAGCCUUCCAAAUUGUAUCUGAUAUUCCGUGAGAUGUACGUGCGCUUUUUCUUCAGACUCCAUUCCAUCUCUUCUCAUCCUUCUGGUAUUGUGUCGCUCUGUUUGCUGUUUGAAACUCUUCUUCAAACUUACCUUCCCCAGCUCUUCUAUCAUCUACGAGAGAUCGGGGCUCAACCACUUCGUAUAUCAUUUAAAUGGAUGGUCCGGGCUUUCUCUGGAUACUUAGCUACAGACCAACUCUUGCUUUUAUGGGAUAGAAUCCUAGGAUACAAUUCCCUGGAAAUUCUUGCGGUCCUGGCAGCUGCUGUGUUUGCUUUCCGAGCAGUGAACCUGAUGGAGGUGACAUCAUUGGCUGCAGCUGAAGCAGUUCUUGCUGAUCUUUCUACUUUAAAAGUCAUGCCUCUUCUUCAGAUUUUUCUAUUUGCUACUGUUACCUGAUCUUCCUCAAGGUCACAGACAACACAUCUAGUUCCUCAUUAGAAACUAAUCAUGAACUAUGCAAACUCUGCAUAAAACCAAAAUUAAACUUGCAUAUAAGCCAAUAAAGAUCAUGUUCCUUCCUCAGUUAAACCUAAGUAGUUUCUCACUUUUUGAAACAAUAACUCUGCACACCAAAUAUUUCAUUGCAUGUUGAUGAUUUUCAAGAUGGAAGCAAUAGACACAACUGCUAAACUGAGCAUACUCUAUAUAGAAUCCUGAUUUGUAAAAGGCAUGUAAACGAUAUAUGCAAUAGAAACUAAAAAUACUGUAAUAAACUCAAAGAGGUCAUUUAACCUCUGGGAUAAU